AUGGAUGAACAACCUCUAAAUGCUCAUGGUCUUAUGUGGAGUGCAAUUUUGGGAUCUCCAGCCAUUGCGAUAUACCUCCAGAAGCGAACCGUGUGGAUCAGCUCGUGGAAACAAGAACCAACAUUUGACUAUACCGGCUGUGUAUGGUUUAUAUAUACUUUCCGUGACGACACAUUUUUUGGAACAGAGGCUUAUGAAGAGAUUGCAGCCGUUUCGAAUGUAUGA
Messenger RNA from Sclerotinia sclerotiorum 1980 UF-70, 225 nucleotides. RefSeq lists its product with no specific name. Lineage: Eukaryota; Fungi; Ascomycota; Leotiomycetes; Helotiales; Sclerotiniaceae. The coding region runs from base 1 to 225 and encodes 74 amino acids. The transcript is spliced from 3 exons. The record is from RefSeq and is a predicted model, not a curated record.